GCUGCCGCCUCCGCCCCACCGGGACCGCCGGCGGGCGCUCCUCCGCCGCCGCAGCUGAGCCCGGCGGGCGGACAGCCCUCUCCGGGCGGCAAAGCCUCGGGGCCGCGGGCCGCCAAACGGCAGCGCUCGGCCUCGCCGGAGCUGAUGCGCUGCAAGAGGCGGCUGAACUUCAGCGGGUUCGGGUACAGCCUGCCGCAGCAGCAACCGGCGGCCGUGGCGCGGCGCAACGAGCGGGAGCGCAACCGGGUGAAGCUGGUCAACCUGGGCUUCGCCACCCUGCGGGAGCACGUCCCCAACGGCGCCGCCAACAAGAAGAUGAGCAAAGUGGAGACCCUCCGCUCCGCCGUCGAGUACAUCCGCGCCCUCCAGCAGCUGCUCGACGAGCACGACGCCGUCAGCGCCGCCUUCCAGGCCGGCGUCCUGUCCCCCACCAUCUCGCCCAGCUACUCCCAUGACAUGAACUCCAUGGCGGGCUCCCCCGUCUCCUCCUACUCCUCCGACGAGGGCUCCUACGACCCGCUCAGCCCCGAGGAGCAGGAGCUGCUCGACUUCACCAGCUGGUUCUGAG
Messenger RNA from Calidris pugnax (ruff), 568 nucleotides. Its product is annotated as achaete-scute homolog 1-like. The annotation marks the transcript as partial. Gene Ontology annotation, molecular function: protein dimerization activity; RNA polymerase II transcription regulatory region sequence-specific DNA binding; DNA-binding transcription factor activity, RNA polymerase II-specific. Gene Ontology annotation, biological process: positive regulation of transcription by RNA polymerase II; sensory organ development; neuron differentiation. The record is from RefSeq and is a predicted model, not a curated record. Lineage: Eukaryota; Metazoa; Chordata; Aves; Charadriiformes; Scolopacidae. The transcript has a single exon. Gene Ontology annotation, cellular component: RNA polymerase II transcription regulator complex.